This is a messenger RNA of Megalops cyprinoides (Indo-Pacific tarpon), 2325 nucleotides long. It is a transcript of the gene wwtr1, whose product is annotated as WW domain containing transcription regulator 1. The transcript has 7 exons. Gene Ontology annotation, molecular function: transcription corepressor activity; protein binding; transcription coactivator activity. Gene Ontology annotation, biological process: positive regulation of transcription by RNA polymerase II; hippo signaling. Lineage: Eukaryota; Metazoa; Chordata; Actinopteri; Elopiformes; Megalopidae. The coding region runs from base 291 to 1634 and encodes 447 amino acids. The record is from RefSeq and is a predicted model, not a curated record. Gene Ontology annotation, cellular component: nucleus; cytoplasm.
CGAGGGGAUAAGUGUCAGUAGGUCUAGAAGACGGGCCGCUACAAGGGAAAGUUGGAAAUCUGAAGGAAAUUUUCACAUGUAGGGAACACAUUUAGUGUUCCUAAAUUUUCAGAAAUUGUGUCUGCACGAUCUCAACAACAAAAAAGUAGCUGUAACCAUUAGAAUUCCCAAAAGAAGAGAAAAAGAACACAGGGCAUACUGGGAAUUGACCGCGACAUUUUUUCAAACAGUACUUUUUAUUGACAUUUUUAUAUUUUAUCAAAUACUUCAUCAACCUUUCUACCAAGAAAAUGAGUAACAACCAACUACAACCUUUGCCUGGACAGCAAGUUAUCCAUGUCGCGCAGGACCUGGACACAGAUCUAGAGGCACUGUUUAAUUCAGUUAUGAACCCAAAACCGAGCUCCUGGAGGAAGAAACUUCUUCCCGAGUCUUUUUUCAAGGAGCCUGAUUCAGGGUCUCACUCCCGACAGUCAAGCACGGACUCGGGGAGCCAUCCACCCAGGCUAGCAGUGCAACACGUACGGUCACAUUCCUCUCCUGCUUCGCUGCAGCCUGGAGCGGCAGCCAACGCUGCCCCAAGCCCGGCUCACCACGCGCAUCUCCGGCAGCAGUCUUUCGAUGUCGCCGAUGAAUUACCUUUACCUCCGGGAUGGGAGAUGGCAUUCACGUCCACCGGCCAAAGAUACUUUCUGAACCACAUCGAGAAGAUCACCACGUGGCAGGACCCCCGCAAGAACAUCACCAUGAAGCAGAUGAGCCUGCACGGCCCAGCGCCCCCCGCCCCGGUGCAGCAGCGCUCCAUGGCCCUGUCGCAGCCCAACCUCGGACAGCUACCCGACGGCUGGGAGCAGGCAGUCACAUCUCAGGGAGAAACUUACUUCAUUGACCACAAAACCCAGAGCACGUCCUGGCUCGACCCACGUAUGGACGCUCAUCUCAUGAUGUCCCACCAUCACCAGCCACACCAGCAGCACCAGCACCAGCAGCAACACCAGCAGCAGCAGCAGCAGCAGGCCCAGGCCCAGCCCAUGGCCUCCAACCCCCCUGUUUCCCAGCAGAGCCUUCAGCAACAGAGUGCCCAGACCGGGCUCAUAAACCUGCCCAACCCCCUGACCACCCAGCAACAACACCAGCAGAAGAUGAGGCUGCAACGGAUCCAGAUUGAGCGGGAGCGCAUCCGGAUGAGGCAGGAGGAGCUGAUGAGACAGGAGGUGGCACUCUGCAGACAGCUGCCUAUGGACUCAGACAGCAUGGCUCCAGUCCCCACCACCAUCAACCCCACUCCCAUGAACCAGGGCACGAUGCCCAGCAACAGCUCCGAUCCCUUCCUCAACAGCGGUCCCUUCCACUCCCGGGAGCAAAGCACAGACAGCGGCCUGGGCCUGGGCUGCUACAGCAUCCCCACCACCCCUGAGGACUUCCUCAACAACGUGGAUGAGAUGGACACAGGAGAGAGCCUGGCUCAGGGCAGUAUGACAGUUCCCCAGCAAAGCCGCUUCCCUGACUUCCUGGAUUCUCUGCCGGGCACCAACGUGGACCUGGGCACCCUGGAUGGAGCCGACAUCAUCCCUCUCCUCAACGACGUGGAGUCUGUGCUCAACAAAAGCGAGCCAUUUCUCACCUGGCUGUAGACACACCAGCUGAGGACAAAAGACUUAUCUUUGUGCUACUUUCCUUUUAAAUCAGUGAUUUUUUCCCCCACAUUUCAACAUGCACUCUUUUGUUUUUUUUUUAAACUGCCGAAAAGUCACAAAUGGAUCCCUUUGUCUUCAAAGAAAAAACAUAAAUAACAAACAACAAAAACACUAACCAAAGGUUUGUUUUUAGGCCAAUAGUAAAAGCAUUAAAGAAAAUUGUACAGUGAUUUGCUCAUAUGGUAUAGAGGAUAAAGUAGAGGUUUUGUAUAUUGUGUAGAAUGAUUUACUUUUUGUGCCCUGUGUUUUGAUCUGAAAUCUGAAAUUAUUAUUAUAAUGCAUUCCUGUUUCCAAGAAGGGUAGGAACAACACACAUGUAGACAAAACUGGCUGAUGUCGCCCUUUCUGUGCUGUGACUGUGGAAUGCAAGCAGGGACGUUGUUGUGCCAGUAGGUGGAGCCAUUGCUCCCUUUGGCAAUGCAAAUCUAAACAGGGGUUGCUACUGGCUUCCAAGCUGUUCGUUCCCAGCUCCAACCUAUGCAGCCUUAUGGAGUCUGGGACAUAGCCUAGACUUGAACCCACAACUUCUAUGUGCUUAAUUAUGAUGUUUCAUGAUCAUAAACUCAAAAGCCUUAAAAACAAAUGUAUUUUUUCUAUUAUACAGAUUUUACCAAAUCAAUGUUUCAGA